UUUCCGCCUCCGGCUUCCUUCUCCUCCGUCCGACACUCCGAUGGCGGGUUUCAGUUCUCUUAUCCCUAAAACGCCUCUGAAACGCGCAGUUGCUAGAGCAACCGGAAACCUAACGGCGCCGUUAGCUACUGUUUCUUCCGCGCGAAACCUCUUCACCGGAGGAUGUAAUGGUGAGCAAGGAAUGUUUCCUCAUUUCAAUGGAGUAAGUAAUCAUCUUCAUAUAGCUAUUCGUAGUGCUGGUGGUGUGCUUACAAGUCCAUUUCAUCAUAUUCUUCUCGGGGUCAAUCAAACAAACAAGCCCGUUUUUCUAAGGGUCCAAUCGAUGAGCUAUCAGUUUGUGGCUGAUUCCCAUGCAUCUCAUACACCUUCUCUGGAAACUGAGGAUGAGCAAGAUGUUGAGGAGGAAAAAGCUAAAACCACUAGGACGCAUCAAACUGGGGAGAACAUACCCAAGAAGGAUAAAAUAAAGUUUCUUGUGAAUACUCUUCUUGAUAUCGAAGAUAACAAAGAGGCUGUCUAUGGAGCUCUGGAUGCUUGGGUGGCUUGGGAACGCAAUUUCCCUAUUGCUUCCCUCAAAAGAGUAAUAGCUAUUCUUGAAAAGGAACAUCAAUGGCAUCGAAUGGUUCAGGUAAUAAAGUGGAUUCUAAGUAAGGGACAAGGUAACACGAUGGGGACAUAUGGACAGUUGAUACGGGCAUUAGAUAUGGAUCGUAGGGUAGAAGAGGCGCAUGCAAUCUGGCGUAAGAAAAUAGGGAAUGAUCUACAUUCCGUACCUUGGCAGUUAUGCUUACAAAUGAUUCGCAUAUAUCUCCGGAGCAAUAUGUUACAAGAACUUGUUAAGCUGUUUAAGGAUCUAGAGAGUUAUGGACGUAAGCCUACGGAUAAAAAGAUUGUGCAGUCAGUGGCGGACGCUUACGAGCUUUUAGGAAUGCUCGAGGAGAAAGAAAGAGUAUUGACUAAAUAUAGCAAUCUGUUUCUCGGUACAGCAUCGGAUGAUAAAUCAAGAAGAUCUUCAAGGAAGAAGAAGAAACCAGGAGUGAUGAAUACUGAAGCAACCACAGAGGACGCAGCAGAAGAUGAGUUACAAGAAGGGAUCGAAGAGAAUGUGGAGAGUCACCAAGAAUCAGAAGCUGCCACUGAGAAAUGAUCCGAACAUGGAGCAAAAGUUGUGUACGCACUAGUAUACUAUAGUAGUAUUGUAUCGACUGAACUAGAACAUAUUUUUGCCUUUUUAAGUUUUAUACGUCACAAUAGAUGCUUCGGUUC
Messenger RNA from Raphanus sativus (radish), 1266 nucleotides. RefSeq names its product pentatricopeptide repeat-containing protein At4g18975, chloroplastic. Lineage: Eukaryota; Viridiplantae; Streptophyta; Magnoliopsida; Brassicales; Brassicaceae. Bases 41 to 1147 code for a protein of 368 amino acids. The transcript is spliced from 9 exons. The record is from RefSeq and is a predicted model, not a curated record. Gene Ontology annotation, molecular function: protein binding.